Molecule: messenger RNA, 1700 nt
Organism: Polypterus senegalus (gray bichir)
Lineage: Eukaryota; Metazoa; Chordata; Cladistia; Polypteriformes; Polypteridae
Gene: rrs1
Product: ribosome biogenesis regulator 1 homolog
Biological process (GO): ribosomal large subunit export from nucleus; ribosome biogenesis; ribosomal large subunit biogenesis
Cellular component (GO): nucleolus; nucleus; preribosome, large subunit precursor
Molecular function (GO): protein binding
Source: RefSeq, a predicted model, not a curated record
CAGGCAACGUCAAGAUGGCCGCGUGCAGUAUUGAAGACGUGCUCGCCAAAGUUGAGAAAGAUGAGGCUGAAAUACUCAAAAAUAUCACCGUUUACAAGGAGCUGGAGUUGGAAUUCGAUAUCGGAAACUUAGCCGCGUUUGACAAAAACCCUGCGGACGUGGGCUUAUUUCGAAAGCAUAAGAAAGAUGAGUUUCUGAGAUCACUCGCCCGGGACAACACACAGUUGCUCAUCAAUGAAAUGUGGGAACUGCCCACGGAGAGGGUGCAGGAAGCGGUGGUAGCCAAGCUACCUGAGCCCCAAACCCGUCUCCCCAGGGAGAAGCCAUUACCCAAACCCCGUCCACCAACCAAGUGGGAGGAAUUCGCGAAGCUGAAGGGCAUCCGCAAGAAAAAGAAAACCAACCUGGUGUGGGACGACGUCCACAAAGAGUGGAGGAGGCGCUGGGGGUACAAGCGGGCCAAAGACGACACCAAGGACUGGCUCAUCGAGGUCCCGGAGAGCGCCGAUCCCAACGAGGACCAGUUUGCCCGUCGCAUGAAAGCAAAGAAAGAGCGCGUGGCCAAAAACGAGCUGAACCGACUGAAAAACAUCGCAAGGGGGCAAAAGGUUAGUGUGCAAGUGCCCACCAAGGACCAGUCAAAAGCUGAACUGGGGAAAGCAAUGCAACUGGCCAGAAUCUCCACCGCUUCAGUGGGUAAAUUUCAGGACAAACUGCCAAAAGAAAAGCCGAUACGAACUGUGGGCAAAAAGAGGAGCUUCCAGCCGCUGAUCGGUGACUUUAACACGGAGAAGCAGAGACAGCUAGAUCUCCUGAAAGUGAUGGAAAGUAAGAAGCCGCGAAUGAACGUAACGAGGGCGGUGAACAGGCAGAUGCGGGAGGAGGACGCGGAGGCAGCCAGACACAAGAAGGAUGCCCGACGAGGAGGGAAAGGGGGCAAGAAAAAAGGGAGAGGAGGAGGAGGAGGGAAGGGGAGAGGUGGUCCGAAGGGCAAAAAACAUCAUGGAAAAUAGCCCCCAACAGAGAAUCGUUGAGACUCAUUACAUGCUGUGUAUACUUUUUAGAGAGGAGUUGUGCACAACCCAGAGAGGUCGCUGUCUCAUCCACUGGCUGCCUUUGACCUUUUUAUAUCGCCAGUCGAGCACCAGUUGUAAGACUAAAAACACUGACAACACAAAGCGGAGUGUACUCAACCUAAAAUCUGAAAUUGAAUUGACAAGCAUUUCCGGCGAGCAGACCAAUGACACAUGGGACUGGACGGGUCUGAAUUGCAAGGGUAUCCCGAGGUGACUAAUGCAAAUGAACGCAAUGGUACCUUUCUGUAUUUGAUAUGGUUGAAUUUCUCAGGCUUUAUCCAUCUUUUGUUUUCAUAACUUUGUCACUAUUAAUAUGUCAACCAUGCAAUUUCUAUUCCCCAUAUUUUCUUGUCUUUUGGUCAGUGACGUUUGACUGUUUUGUUUUAGUAAUUGCCAAAGUAUUGUUUGUAAAAUUAACAUCCUUGUUUUCAAGUGCCUUGUACACAUUUAGUUUUGGGUUCCAUUGAUUAAUGAUAAUUGAAAUUUAAAAAGGCAGUGAAACGGGUAUGGUACCUUCUGCGAUGUGCUGCAAAUAGAAUAUUUUUGAGUAAACAAAUGCAAUGUUUUCCCAGUCUUCUAAAUUAAAUAUAAGCUGAAGCAACUGAUGAUUUCAAUAUUGUGAAA